AUGCUUGCGAUCAUCAUCUGUACCAUUAUUCUUAUUUUAAUUGGUGCAGCUAUUGGUAUUGCAUUAGGUGUUAGUUUGAAUAGAAGUACAGGUAGUUUUCGAUGGAAUCCAACUGGAAUUGUAGAAAAUAGUAAUACUCAAUUAAAUGGUCCUGAAUUUGUUUAUCCUGAUGGAAAUCAAAAUAUUUAUGUACCUGAUUACUAUAAUUACCGUAUUCAAAGAUUCCCAUCGGGAUCAUUGAUCGGUACCACAAUCGCAGGAACGGGAACACCUGGAAAUGCUACAAAUCAAUUUAAUGGAAUAAAAAAUAUUUGGUUAGAUUCAUCCUAUCAAUAUUUAUAUGAAGUUGAAUCAUUAAAUAAUCGUGUUAUGAGAUUUUCAACUAAUUCAAUAAAUGGUACCGCUGGAACAGUUGUUGCAGGUGGAAAUAAUCCUGGAAAUAAUACAGAUCAAUUAAAUAAUCCCCAAGGAAUUUAUUAUGAUACAUCAUCAAACUCAAUGUAUAUUGCAAAUUAUGGUGGACAUACAAUAAUUAAAUGGAUACCAGGUGCAUCAAACGGAUCAGUUGCUGCUGGAACCUCAGGUGAAAGUGGAAAUACUUCAUCAUUACUUAAUUCUCCAUUGGAUGUUCGAGUUGAUCAAUAUCAGAAUAUUUAUGUUGCAGAUUCGAGAAAUUUUAGAAUACAAAGGUUUUGUGUAAAAAAUGGAAAUCAAGGUACUACAAUAGCUGGAGGAAAUGGAGCGGGUAAUUCAUCUAUACAUUUAGCUCAACCAAGAAGUUUACAUUUUGAUUCUCAAAUGAAUUUAUAUGUUAGUGAUACUACCAAUCAUAGAAUUAUUAAAUUUGUUAAAGUUUAA
Messenger RNA from Rotaria sp. Silwood1, 858 nucleotides. The record is from the annotation of a GenBank genome assembly. NCBI's taxonomy places the organism in Eukaryota, Metazoa, Rotifera, Eurotatoria, Philodinida, Philodinidae.